AUGUCAUUUAAAAGAAAUGUCAAUCCAUCAACACCUUGGCUACCAAUUGCUGGGCCACAUGAUCCAAAUCCAUCACCUCAAGUUUCUCAAGCAUUGGAAUAUUUUAAAAAUAUUAAAAUUUUACAAGAUCAAUCACGAACAAAAAGUGUACCAUAUAAAAAUUGGUUUGAAUCUUUAACACCAUCAGAAAGUAUUGCAAAUUCUUAUACUCCAAGUGCAUCAAAAUUUCAUAUUAAAAAACUAGGAAGGAAACGAUAUGGAAAGACAAUUAAUACCAAUAAUCUUACGGAUAAUGAAGAAUUUAAAUAUCCAUCAUUUGAUGAUAUCAAAGCACAUGAAAAAAAAAUUAACUUAAAAAAAAAUGAAAAAGAUAAACUACUUGAAAGUGUACCAGAAAAUAUUAUUAGUCUUGUUGAUCUUGCUGAUGGUAGUUGGCUCAAACGAAAAGCUGAAAAACAAAAAGAGAAUUUAGAAAAAAGAGAAGCUGAUUUACCAAGAUCAAUUGAAUCACAACGUGAAGAAUUACUAGCUGCUAUUAAAAUUCAACAAGAAGCAAAUAUUCGAGAUAUAGAUAUUGAAAAAAUUUUAUUUUUAAAAACAAAAGCUAUUAUGGAUUUUCAUUUAGAGCCAUAUGAUUUUGUAAACAUUAAAAAAGCUCAGUAUUAUAAAGACAGCAUUCGUUUUGCAAUUGUUGAUUAUAUUUUACUUGAUCCAGCUGAAAAAAUUCGUCUAAUGAUUGAUACAGUUCCAAUUGAAUAUCCAGUUAUUCAAAUACGUGCUCCAAUACCUUGGCAUCAAGCAAUAACAUUAGCUGGUCAUAAAAUUGAACACAAUCUUUUUAUAGGAAAUGAAAUUUUACGUAACAUAAGAGAUCUUUAUAUUUUAAAAUACAACAACAUGAGAAUAAUUCAUGUAUCAGACUUUGGAAAAUUGCCAAUUUCAGCUUUAGAUAUUGAAUCAAUUGUUGAAAAUUUAUGUCAAGAAUCUAGUAAAAAAUUAGAAGAAGAAUGUGGCAAUUUAUUUGUUGGACCAUAUGAAGAUUUGACAUUUAAUAAUACACCAUUUAUGAAAAUUUUCAUUGAGCCAGAAUUAGGAACUUCAGAGUUACAUUUAAAACCAACAAUUGAUGAAAUUUAUAAUGCUGUUUCAAGAUGUAGAAGAAAUAAUCAAUGA
Aphidius gifuensis is the source of this 1173-nucleotide messenger RNA. RefSeq names its product dynein axonemal heavy chain 3-like. The transcript has 6 exons. NCBI's taxonomy places the organism in Eukaryota, Metazoa, Arthropoda, Insecta, Hymenoptera, Braconidae. The record is from RefSeq and is a predicted model, not a curated record. The coding region runs from base 1 to 1173 and encodes 390 amino acids.